AUGAGCUCCAUCGACACAGAACAGAGAUACGAUGUCCUCAUCAUCGGAGCCGGUCUUUCUGGUGUUUGCGCACUUUACAAUUUCCGAAAGCGCUUCCCAACCUGGCGUGUAGGUGUUUUGGAAGGCGCCGACAACGUUGGAGGAACCUGGUAUUGCAACCGCUACCCCGGCGCCCGAGUUGACACUGAGUCUCUUUCCUACGCCUACUCAUGGGACAAAGAUCUUUUGAAUGAAUGGAGCUGGAAAGAUUCCUUCUCGACUCAGGCAGACGUUCUCCGCUACAUUGAGCAUGUGUGUGCCAAACACAACCUAAACAAAGAUAUCCAAUUCAACACACGGGUCAAGACGGCUCGAUGGCAGGAAAAGAACAACACCUGGCUAUUUUGUGAUGAGAAUGGUCAAUUCCACCGGACUCGCUUCUUUGUCAGUUGUAUGGGCUUCCUCUCCACCCCCACGCUCCCUGCUAUUCCCGAUAUCGAGAAGUUCGAAGGCGAAGCCUUUCACACCUCCCGUUGGCCAAAGAACUUUGACAUGGGUCGUGGUUUGGCAAAUAAGCAAAUUGGAGUGAUCGGUACCGGCGCGACUGGUAUCCAAACCAUCACAGCGGUUUCAAAGGAGCCCGUCAAGUCAUUGAGUGUUUUCCAGCGCACUGCCAACUGGUCAGCUCCACUUCGCAACGAGCCUAUUAGUCCACAGCAGAUGGAGCAACAUCGCAGAGACUAUCCCGAUCUAUUCAAGCUAUGCGCCGAGACACCCACUUGUUUCAUGCACCAGGCCGACCCACGAAAGUCCCUCGAAGUAUCCUCGGAAGAGAGACUGGCAUUGUGGGAAGAGAUUUACGCAAAGCCCGGCUUCGCUAAGUGGCUUGGUACGUUCAGCGACACUUACAACAACCGUGAAGCGAACAAACUCUACUCCGACUUCAUGGCCAGUAAGAUCCGAGCCAGAGUUCACGAUCCCAAGAUUGCCGAUAGCUUGAUCCCCAAGAACCACGGUUUCGGCACACGACGAGUUCCUCUCGAGAGCGGCUACUUUGAAGUAUACAACCAGCCCAAUGUACACCUCGUCGAUCUCCAGAAGUCUCCAAUCGAGCGCGUCACAAAGAACGGUAUUGUCACUUCAGACGGAAAGACACAUGAGCUGGACGUUUUGAUCUACGCCACUGGCUUUGAUGCCAUCACCGGUGCAUUCAACUCCGUCGACUGGCAAGGGAAAGAUGGACGACCUCUUCUUGGGUCCAGUGAUACCAAGGAAGGCGAGAACGCGAUUUGGCUGGACCACCGUCCACGCACAUACUUGGGCAUGACAGCUUGCUCUAUGCCUAACAUGUUUAUGGUCCUGGGCCCCCACCAGCCCUUUGGAAACGCCCCUCGAACCAUUGAGCAUGCUGUUGAAGUUAUUUCCGACCUCUUGCAGCACUGCAAAGACAACAACUACGCCUAUGUGGAACCUACUACCGAGGCAGUUGAGUCAUGGACUGAUCACGUCAUUGAAUGCAGCAAAGGAGCACUGUCGAACGAGAUCGACAGUUGGAUGACUGGUGUGAACAAGAAUGUCAAGGGCAAGACUGUGCGGAGUGUGGCAAGAUACGCAGGUAAUGCGGUCGAAUAUCGUCGGAGGUGUGCAGAGUCCAAGGCUGCUGGCUGGAAGGGAUUGGCAUUUGCACAACUUUCAACAGCUGCCAGGCUUUGA
This is a messenger RNA of Penicillium brevicompactum, 1692 nucleotides long. Its product is annotated as flavin-containing monooxygenase. NCBI's taxonomy places the organism in Eukaryota, Fungi, Ascomycota, Eurotiomycetes, Eurotiales, Aspergillaceae. The record is from RefSeq and is a predicted model, not a curated record. Gene Ontology annotation, molecular function: flavin adenine dinucleotide binding; N,N-dimethylaniline monooxygenase activity; NADP binding. Bases 1 to 1692 code for a protein of 563 amino acids. The transcript has a single exon.